CGAACCGGGCAAAGAAGUUUCAGUCUCUUCUCUCCUAACCUUUCCUUUCGCUUGGAGAGUCGGAUAGGAGGGGGAAAGGGAAAAUGUCAUCAUACGAAAACGUUGUAGGUGGGAAGCUGAAGCUCAAGGGAAAAGCCUUGGAUGUUAAGGCUGGUGGAAUCAAGAAGAAAAAGAAACAUAAGAAGCAGAUUCAACAUGAUGACCAAAUUACCCAGAACGAUCCCUCUGAUGCCGCUUCUGCUGGUGAAACCACAGAAGUUUCUGUUGAUCCCAAUGAAGAAGAUAUCAACAAUGCGGAGAAGUCAAGUGGGGAGAAGGCGGCUCCUCAUUAUGAUGAUCAUCUUACCCCAGCAGAAAGACGAUACAUUGAGCAGAGGGAGCAACUCGACGUUCAUAGGUUGGCUAAGCAAGCUAAUAAAUCUCACCGUGAUAGAAUCCAGGAUUUCAACCAAUAUCUGGCAAACAUGAGUGAGCAUUAUGACAUUCCGAAAGUUGGUCCCGGUUAAUUCAGGCAACACCAAGGUAAUCUUCUCAGUGGUUUUGGAAGGAACUUCUUUGUGUUAUGUACCAAAGGUCAACAAUAGAGAACUGCUUUGUUUUAUGGAGGUUGUUUGAUGGUAUAUCACAGAUUAUGCAUUUAAUUUGUAGUUGCUGUAUUCAAUCUCCAUCACUUCCUGCAUUUAGUUUGUAGUUACUGUUUUGUGGAGGCUAUAUGUUUUUACUAGCGCUUGCCAUCAUGGUCAGUACGAAUGGUACUGUUUGGUUCAAUUUUGAAAACUAAGUUUGUGGCUAA
Messenger RNA from Gossypium arboreum, 793 nucleotides. RefSeq lists its product as uncharacterized. The record is from RefSeq and is a predicted model, not a curated record. Gene Ontology annotation, cellular component: nucleolus. The transcript has 3 exons. NCBI's taxonomy places the organism in Eukaryota, Viridiplantae, Streptophyta, Magnoliopsida, Malvales, Malvaceae. The coding region runs from base 84 to 506 and encodes 140 amino acids.